This is a messenger RNA of Mesorhabditis spiculigera, 3147 nucleotides long. The record is from the annotation of a GenBank genome assembly. NCBI's taxonomy places the organism in Eukaryota, Metazoa, Nematoda, Chromadorea, Rhabditida, Rhabditidae.
AUGGUCCGGGAACGGCCUCCAUCCGGCAGCCAGCUGCUCUUCCGGCGUUAUAAUGAUAAUUAUUUCACGAAUGACGGCUACCUGUGGAAACGGCGAAGAGAGGCCAAGCAGACGCGAGAAGACCAUAUGAAGCUAAAGGUCCACAAGCAGGAAAUAAUCUCCGCCAAAUACGCGCACUCGGCCGUAUUUCCAAGCUUUCAUAGGAGGGUCUACUGGUUGACUUCGAGCCCAGAGGUGGUCCUGGUGCACUACCUAAACUCGAGGGAAGAAGAUAAAGGACAUGAAGACCGUUCUCUCUCGGAGCGGAUAGCAUCUACCAUCCGAGCUUCACAGCUGAAGCCGACACAGGCGGAACUUCAGACGCAGCUCGCACCGAUUUGCCUGUCCUCGGUGGCCCUACGACGUCAACCAUCGACGUUCAGCGACUCGAUAGAUCCUCAUUUUAUUGGAGACAUCGUGAACAACUGCGGAAAAGUGGACGGCCAUCUCCCAGCACCGGCUUCGCAUAUGGACAAUUCUAGCGGGUACGGUAGGGACGACUCGCACCACUCACACUCCGGAGACACCCACUUGGAAAGCGCUGAUGAUGGAGAAACGUCCUACUACCGUAGUCGAGCUGGAGUCUCGUCCAGGUCACGAUCCAACGGCCCAUCGUCGAGCGGGGAAUGCUGGCAUGCCCCAAUCGCUGAUGUUACACCGAGCCGGGCUCCUAUUAAUGGCGACACGAAAAUUCUGGUGAUUGGCGGCUGGUAUCUGAAGGGCCAUGAAUAUUCUGUGCAAGUUGGCGAUCGGAAAGUGCCAGCGCAACUCCUGCAAGUUGGCGUACUGUCCGUGAGAAUACCUCCAGCUCGUGAAUCCGGAAAAGUGCCAAUUCGAGUCCUUUGCGAUGGUCAAAUCGUCUCCUCUCCCUUCGAAUUUACCUAUUACGAGGAGAAGUCGGAUGAAACAGAAGCCCUCCACCUCCAAGCACUCGUCGAUCGCUUCCAACUCUUUCUGGCAGCCUUCAGCGGCCAGCCCGGGACGAAUUUUCAGUCGAGCUCUGCCCUAAAUGAAGAAACAUUUCUCUCGUUGGCCCGCUCGAUGCUGCAGCAUCAAAUGACAAAUCCCCUACUCCUCCAACCACAUCCGCUGCUCCCAUCAAGGACCAUUUUACACCUGGCCGCGGCCCUCGAUUAUGAUAAGCUUUUGGAGUGGUUGUUAUGGUGGAGGCGGUCUUUACCAUACACUCGUGAGCUCGAUCCGCUGGUGCGAGAUUCUGAAGGCUCAACAGCACUUCAUCUAGCUGUCCGGUCGGGUCAUAUUCCAUCUGUUUCGGCCAUCGUCAACGCUUGUCAAGCGGCCAUUGAUGUACUCGAUGAUCGGGGCCGUACGCCCUCCGAUUUGACGACCGAUCCAGCCAUUUUCAAGCUGGUCGCGCGCCCGGAGGAAGCGAACAAGAAUACGAAUGGCAUCCCGACAAGCGUGGAAGACGCCGAGCACAUGGCCGCCACCGCCCUUUGGGUCUUCACCAACGGAGAAACCGUCACUGAUGAGAGAAGACAGCUCAAUCGGAAAGGCUCAAAGCCCACCGGAUCGCCGAUGCACUCGAGCAGCUUGGAGACGACGGGGAGCGUCGUGAUGAAGCGCAAAGAUGACGGCUGGAAAGAGUGUGAACAACCAAUACAUGUCGAAAUCUCGAUGGACACGGCUGAUGUUCACGUCCCGGACUCGCCAAAAAUGGCCGACCUCUUCGACGCGGUCACCAGUCCCGGCGUGUUCGUGAACGACUGUGUACGCGAGAAAAUGGCCCAAUUGGCCCAGCACAUCAUCGAUGCACUUCCUGAACGGAUCAAGGGCGAUGGGAUUGGAAUCCACCAUUCCAUAAGACAUCAACUCCACUCGCCGCAUGAUGAGGAUACGCACAUGGCCCUGUCCUUCUCCGGCAUCUCCCCCAUGUUCAACACCUCCGGCUUCACCGUGCCUGACUUUGAGGAGUGCAUGAGUCUCCAAUUUGGACCAUCUACGUCGCAUCAGAGCAGUUUUAGCUCGAAAACGAUGCCCUCAGAAGAUGGGAUGGGCCACGAGGUGGCGCAGAAUCAGUUUAGGAGGAGUAAUUCGCACCUCUACCCUUGUGCCAGCGAGUCAUUCCGAUCUUCCAGAGCCACAACUUUCGAGUCCGGGAGCUUUGACUUGGAUAACUCCAAAGAUCUCGGCGAGUUCCUAAACAGCGGAUCGGCUACCGAACCCCUGCAGCAGCAAUUGGGAGACUUGCGGUUGUCAGAAAGUGAGCAACGAGAUGUCUACGAAGCGGCAAAAACGAUUCAGAGGGCGUAUCGGGAAUAUAGGGCCCGAACAAGCUUGGUUCUGCCACACGCAGAAGCCGAGCGGAAUGCUGCAAUAACGAUUCAGAGCUUCUAUCGAAGGUAUAAGGCGUUCCAAUACUUCAAACAACUCUAUAAUGCGGCGAUACUGGUGCAGAAACACUUCCGGAUGAAGAAGAAGGAGAGACCGGGCAGUCAUGACAGUCAGGAUGACCAUCAUCUCAACGAUCAACUACCCGACCAUCCGUCUGUUGACGGGAUGAGCAUCCGGAUACAGGUUCCCCCAAACUCCUCUACCCUCCUCCGUGAGCACCGCGCCGCGGCCACCAUCCAGCAUGCCUACCGAGGGCACCGUAAGCGCCAAGCGGCCGCCCGGAAGAUCCAGAAUUUCAUGAGGCAGAGCCGGAUCAAACUUCGCAAAAUGCACGAGCAAAGCGGCGUCGCGUGUACGAUGGAGCCGGUGGGAACGGAGGAUGGAGCGUUGUGCCUGCCGGGCAACCGUCCGUCGGUGCAUCUGCCCACCGGGGUGCCAACAGCAACAGUCAAUUAUGCUGAAUACUACACAACACCAAAUAGCGACCUUCUCCACUACGACCCCGGCGUCCACGGGGCUCCAAAUGACGCCCAACUGCAAUAUGGUGGCCAACAACAGCAGCAACAGCAACACUACAUCCCACAACAACAACACCCCCUCCACCACCACGGCGGCUAUUCAACCGCCCACCCAACUGCAGCAACAAGUACAGCAGCAACAGCUGGCCCAUCAAGGACCACUGCCCCCGAUUCACACUAUACAACCAUCGACCAAUGCCAGCAGCAUGCGCCAUGGAUGCUGAACGAGCCGCGU